Messenger RNA from Trypanosoma cruzi, 1521 nucleotides. RefSeq lists its product as uncharacterized. The record is from RefSeq and is a predicted model, not a curated record. NCBI's taxonomy places the organism in Eukaryota, Euglenozoa, Kinetoplastea, Trypanosomatida, Trypanosomatidae. Gene Ontology annotation, cellular component: cytoplasm. Bases 1 to 1521 code for a protein of 506 amino acids. Gene Ontology annotation, biological process: protein ubiquitination; Ras protein signal transduction. The transcript has a single exon. Gene Ontology annotation, molecular function: zinc ion binding; ubiquitin protein ligase activity.
AUGCUUCGCUACACACUCGAGGAUCCCUCGUGCAAUGAUCAGUUAUGUGAAUUUGAGGGCAAUCCCCCUGUGAAGGCGGUCUUUGGCAGAGUGCAGCUCCUCCGACGACUGAGCUUUAAAAGAGAGUUUUUUGUUCCAUUUAUACCGACCAAGCACAUCCUUCUCUUGUUCCCGACAUGCGAUCCACUGGAGGGGUGUACGGUUAAAAAAGAGACCGUGGAACAUGUUUCCAACUAUCUGAUAUGGCUGAAGGAGAAGAGCAGUGGAAAAUUCAUUGUUCAGGAGAUUUUGGUGUGCACCUUUUCUGGGUGCACGGUUGUAAUAAUAGAAUGUUAUGAGCUGUUACUUGCCAUGUCUGUUCUUUCCCUGUCUCAAGAAGGUGAUGCACCGUGCAUUGGCUACCGGCGUGUGCUGGCAUUUCCAUGUGAAAAGGACGAUAUAUCAGAUGAGGAGCUUGCAUUUGGAUACUAUAUUGUUCCAACGUGCACGAUUUGUGCGGAACGUUUGGAGCCGACACUCACGGGUUACACCUCUCGCACGUGCCGCUGUGCACCCGAUAGGGAGUGCAGAUGUUUUACUGAAGAGUCUUCAUGUAUUGUAUGCCAAACCGCAAUUAAAAUGCAGCGUGGAGGUAAUGAAAUUUAUUGUGGUGAAUGUCACCUUUUAGGUGAUCCUUGGAUUUGUUUGGUGUGUGGCUUCGUGGGCUGCAGCCGAUACCAAGCACAACAUGCGAGGGAGCAUUUUUGUCAGCAAAGGCAUUUGUUUUCAAUGAGUCUCUUGACGCAACAGAUUUGGGAUUAUGAUAGUGAUGCCUUUGUGCACCGCAUCGUUAUGACGCUUGACGUGGACACGGGCAUGGUGCAGCGCGUACAGUACCCGGAGCGGGAUAAUCUCCCGACGACACUUGAAGAGGAUGAUGCGGGGGAUGUUGUCGCGGAAAAAGCCAAGAAGAAGCAUAUCAACGCCAAGUAUGACUCGGAAUUAGAGACAUCGAAUGAAAAGCUGGCUUUGAUGAUCAAGCACCAGCUUGACCUUCACCGUGCGGAGUAUGAAGGCGGGGAGAAAAAACAUCAACAAAGAGAAGAAGCGACCCCACAAAAGAAUGAGGGGAGCUUCUAUGAAUGGGGCGAAUCCAACACCAUGUACCUUACGAGGCAUCAUUUUGUCGAUCGACAGCGGUGGCUGUCACUCUUUCUUGAAAACCAACGACUUCAAAGUGAACUACAAAUGCGAGAACUUGAGGAGAUGACACUGAAGGAGUCACUACACAAACUUGAAAGUGAGCUUCGAGAGGCAGUGGAGCAGUGUGUCACGGAGGACCGUCGUCUCACAGAUGGUAUUUUGAAUCUUCAGGAGACUAUUAAGGAGAUUGAACUGAACAUUUCUUUGCGUCAGAAGCUUGCUGGCGAGUUGGAGGGGGACGAUUAUCAAUUUUUUCGUGUAGUGGGCGGGAUGGAAGGGAAGCCCGAUCGAAAGACUGUAAAGAAGAGGGAGAACCGGUCGAUGAGGCCAAAAAAGUAA